Aspergillus lentulus is the source of this 1707-nucleotide messenger RNA. NCBI's taxonomy places the organism in Eukaryota, Fungi, Ascomycota, Eurotiomycetes, Eurotiales, Aspergillaceae. The record is from RefSeq and is a predicted model, not a curated record.
AUGGAUAGAAUUCCUGAGGACCUUCCAUACUGCAUCGAAGGAGAAACCCAGGUGGGGGAAGAUUUCUACCUCAGAUAUGGCACAAUCGAACUCCGAACGGUCCUGGGAAACCUCAACCGCAUAGGGAUUGCAAACCUCCGGAAGUCACAAGAGGUCAUUAUCUCCAACCAUGUCCGCGGGAAUGACCUCGAGAUUACCGGAGGAGCGGCUCAAGGACGCACCACAGCUGUUCUAGUUAGUCUCGUGGCUGUUGUUGGUGAGCUAGUCAACGCUUCAGAUGUCGAGGGCCCUCAUGCCCUCUACAUCGCACCAACUCAUGAACAAACGACGAAGGCAUUUGAAAUUAUCAGUAUCCUGGCCAGGGCAAUUGGACUUGGUGUUUGUUGUUUAACCACUACUAACACAAAUACAGAGGACGCGGAUUUUGUGUCCCUACGAGACUACAAUAUCGUGGUCUCAACACCGGGGCUGGUCCUCAAGAUGGAGGGCAAGUCCCGGUUCUUGAGUAUGGUGAGAUAUCUGGUAGUUGACGAUGCUCACAUGUCUGUCGUCGGCCGAGGUGGAGCAGCAGUCCAUACACGAAAUGUGCUAAAAACCAUGCAAGAUGACCACCACCCGGACCUUGUCACCACAAUCAUAUCAAAUGAAAGACUUGGUCCUUUUAUCCGGUACCUAAGGUCUCAAACACAUGUUACUUUGCAGAUCUUAGGUACCCGGGCGAUGCUUAGCUUGUCAUACGUGCCCAUAACAGGCAACAGGUCAGAAACAAUACAGCGGAUCGUGUCAGAAUGCUGUCAGAAUGAGAAGGUCGUCAUCUUUGUCGCUCGCAUCAAGCAAGGCGAGUCGCUUGUAAGCUCGCUCCAAGGCGCCGGACUAUCCGCUCGCAUCACUCACAAUGGAAAAGCCAUGAACGAGCGGUUGAUGAUAAUACAAGAAUUCAAUGAGGGGAGAUGCCGGGUCCUCAUUACAUGUCGCAUUGGACUGUCGGGUAUAUCUCUACAAGCUGUCAACAGUGUCAUUCUAGAUAGACCCCCUGAGGGUUGGGAUGAUUUCCUCGCCGCAGUCCAUAAGGCUGGUCUCGUUCAGGAUGGUAAAGCUUACCUGAUAUUGGACAGAGAUAAUGAGCCUGAGGUUGAGCGAUUCCAAGCUAUACUGGCCAACUUCCAUCGGAUCAAGAAUGGGGCAGCAGCUUCUCAAGUGAUCAAGAAAUCCACCCAACCUACCUUUGGGCCAAGCGUCACGACUACCAGACUUAUUGUUCGAGGCUUUCCAUGGUCGAAAACAUGUUCACAGAUCAUGGAAAUGUUUCCUUUUGAAUACAGACCACUCAGUAUUGACCUCCCGACAAAUUCUGUUCGUCCCGACACUGAGUCAUUGACUGGUGUCCGGAGGAUUUACUUUCAAUUCCAUACAGCCGAGAGAGCGCAACAGUUCAAGGAGCGCUACAACGUGAUCAGUCUUCUCGAGCGCCGCGUCGUCCUGCCAUCCCUCAACCACAUACACAGUCGCACGAGCCAGGCAUACAUGUCCGUCCUGCUGAGUCUCGACCACAUCCUCAAAACCACCGUCGCGCUAGUCGGUCGCCUUAUCCGCGUACACAGGGUGCCCUGGGGCGUCAUUCUGUCAGUCAUCCGAGAUGAGCUGUCCAGAGAUGGAAUCAAUAAAGUUCGAAUUUUACUGAUACGUUUCAUUGACAUCUUUUCCUGA